Stegostoma tigrinum is the source of this 5411-nucleotide messenger RNA. Its product is annotated as trafficking kinesin-binding protein 1-like. NCBI's taxonomy places the organism in Eukaryota, Metazoa, Chordata, Chondrichthyes, Orectolobiformes, Stegostomatidae. The transcript has 18 exons. The record is from RefSeq and is a predicted model, not a curated record. Gene Ontology annotation, biological process: anterograde axonal transport of mitochondrion; neurogenesis; neurotrophin TRK receptor signaling pathway. Bases 1 to 3144 code for a protein of 1047 amino acids. Gene Ontology annotation, molecular function: signaling receptor binding. Gene Ontology annotation, cellular component: dendrite.
AUGGGGAAGGUGGCUGCUCUGAGGCAGGUACAUUUUUACCAUUCAGGCUCUGAGGUAAGGGAUGUUACAUUGAAGGCACUGUUUAAAUGCUGCAAGCCAAUUGGCUAUCAUGUUUCCUACAUCUCAAGUCGAGUGGGUGCAGGGGAACCAGUAGAUGUCUUCUAUUUGGACUUCCAGAAGGCAUAUGACAAGGCAACUAACAACAGGUUAAGUCAUAAGAUAAGAGGCCAUGGUGUUGAAGGAGCUGGUCCCGGCCUGGCGAAUGGGAGAUCACUGCUGGAUAUAAACCCUGCCAAACUGGAGGGCCUAGCACACACUGCGGCCAACCCACUGUCCACUUACCUCCCGAGACCUGCCUUCACCAUUGGACCUGAUGAUGGAUACUUCAGGGAGCAGCUGCCUGGGAAAGAAUUCCAAGAUGUGGGAACAAUUACUGAUGUGUGUUACAGUGACAAUGUACCCGAGGUGGAGAUUUUCAGCCUGUUGGAGGACGGUUUGCCCAGGUACACACUGCGAGCGGACACAGUGUAUGGAUACAAUCAUGAUGACUGGUUAAACACUCCCCUGGUGCCCCCAGACAUUAACAUCCACCUCAGCCAGGAGCAGAUCGAAGAGACGCUCAAAUAUUUCCUUCUGUGUGCGGAGAGGGUGGGCCAGGUGACAAAGACAUACCGAGAUAUCGAGGCUGUCACCCACUUACUGGAGGAGAAAGAGCGGGAUCUGGAGCUCGCCGCUCGGAUCGGACAAUCCCUGCUCAAGCAGAACCGCAUGCUGACAGAAAGCAAUGAAAACCUGGAACAGCAGCUCGAACAGCUCACCGAAGAGGUGGCCCAGCUGAAACAUGAAGUGAGUAUGAGGGAUGACCUUCUCCAACUAUACACCAACAGCACAGAGGACAGUGAGCCAGACUCAGCUUCCUGCAGCCCGUUGAGACGGAAUGAGUCCUCCAUCUCUCUACAGAAUUACCUCCACCUGGAAUUCCUGCAACAGAAACUUCGCAGCUUGGAAGAUGAGAACCAGAAACUGAGGCACAAGGCCACUCAGUUAUCAACAGAAACAUUGGAAUAUGAGACUAAGGAGGAGCAGCUGGUGCUAGACUGCGCCAAGGAGCUUGAGGAAAGCAGUAACCAACUAGCAGCUGUUUCCGAAGAGCUGUCACGGAAGGUGGAGGAUUCAGCAAAACAGCAGGAGGAGAUUGGUAUUCUCCUUGCGCGGGUCGUGGAACUUCAGCAGAAGUGUAAAACGUGCACGACAGAAAAUGAAGAGCUAAAUCAAUACCUUAUCACAGCGGGAGAGACUCAGGAGCAAUUAAAGACUGAGGUGCAAUACUUGCGGGAGAAGUAUUCCCAGUGUGAUGCGAUGCUGCGUGAAGCUCAGGAAGAGAUGAAGAAUUUGCGGAACAAGACCGCUCCAAACAGCUCCAUCAACCGGUACCACACCGUGCCUGUCUAUCCCAUGGACUCUCUUGCUGCUGAAAUCGAAGGAACAAUGCGGAAAGGCUUACACAUCGACAUGACUGCAUCGCUGGAGAACAGUAACUAUAACCGAAGGGUCUUUGAGACAGUACGGGCAGUCAACCAGGCAGUGAAGCUGAAAUCUCGCUCCCAAUCCCCUCAGAACGUUCCAGGGCCCAGCCCAUCAUCAACAGGACAGUCUGGAUCCAGCCACUUCAACAGCCCCCGCACGAGCUUCUAUGAGUCAAAUACAUCCAGUACUGGGCUGGACGACAAACUGCAAUCCCUGAGCCUGGAGACAGGGAGCACUCCAGAGGAGGAUGUGGAGCGGAAACCCGGGACACCAGGGACUCCAGGAUGUCGGGAUUUACAAGCAGCUUUGCAGCGGUUAUCUCUGAGGCAACAGGCCUCACCAGAGAAAACAUUCUUCGAUUAUGAGCGUGAGCAGAAAGUUAAAAAGCUGACUGAUGAAGGGCCACUAUCCAGUGGCUUGGUCACUCCAGCGGAGAGUGUCCUAUCAACGGGCACCAACUAUUCUGGGAGUUCAGGAAUGACUGCAUUUUCGGGCUUUUCUGUGAGUUCCCGACACAACUGCCCAGAUAAACUGAAAAUUGUGAAGCCGCUGGAAGGUUCAGUGACUCUCUAUCAGUGGCAGCAACUUGCACAGCCCAACCUAGGAGGGAUCUUGGAACCCCGGCCUGGAGUCCUCACCAAAGAUUUUCGGCAGCUGGAUAUUGACACUGGUGAGGUGUACAACCUGAACGACUUUGAAGAAGACGAGACAAACCAUCUGUUAUUUCAGGAGCUCAUUCCAUCACCAGCCGAACCCCAAACAGAACCCACUGUUUCAGCAUAUCAAUCCUCAAACCGACUGCCUGACACUCACUCUACUUACACCAUCACCACUUGCCGUAUCAUGCAUCCCUCGGAUGAGUUAACCACAAGUUUACAUCACACCCCUAGCCCCUCUUGUGGCAGCUUUGGCAAGUUGAGGCUCAUUUCGUCUGACGGGAACUUGGACAGACUGAGGCCUAUAUCUUCGUGUGGGAACUUCGACAAAUUUUGGCCAACCUCAUCCUCUGGGAAUUUCAGUAUGUUUAGGCCUACCCCAACCAGUAGAAACUCUAUUACGUUGGGCACCAGUGUGUCAAGCACGGAUUUCGAGGCACUGAGAGCAGCUCAUUGCAGUCCACAGCGUAACCGUUAUGUGUCUGAGUCCGCCACUAACCUGAGAGAGCAUACAACCACAUUGAGCACGUCACUCGGUUUAGUGACAUUAUUAAAGGAACAUGGGAUAUCUGCAGCCAUGUAUGACCUGAUCUGUCAUGUUGAAGACAGUGUUACAGAGGACACUGCCAGUGUUCAGCAGCAGUCUGAUGGAACCCUGACCAGCAUCCCAACUUCAGGAGCGCCGUUGCUAUACCUCUCGAAGCCCCCAUUUGAACUGAGCUAUACCAGCCCACCUCAAAAACCCUUCCUCACCUCGAGUUUGGCCAGGUCGAUGCUCAAGAGGAUGAGCAGUUCAGAGAGUGGAAGGAGCCCGAGUGACACCAGGAACCAAAGAAACAUCUUCAGCUUGAACUUGGUGGAGAAACUGAAGCGACUUGGUUUAGACAAAGUAGUGGCCAGAGGGAUGGUCAACCCUGAGAGCAAUAGAUUAACACGAUUUACACGGAGGUUCAGCACAUGACAAAUGGAAAUGGCAAAGCUUCCCCUUCAUCAGUGGGAGUCUAUUUUUAAUGAUCAGUGUGCAUGGCUCCCUUUCUCCCCAUGAUCCCUCCCCUCUUCCCCAUGACCACUCACAAACCUCCCUCUUCCCUUUCCCUACCUGCCCUGUGUUUUAAAAACUGAAUCUAGUCAUAACACUCUGCAAUACUUCCCAUCAAUCAGUUCAAGGCCUAGUCCUUGUUCUCUCAGUUUUGUGCAUUAAGCAAACUGUUUUGGUUGAUUCACAAGUAAAUUAUCUGUUAAAUGUUCAAUAAUAAUCAAUAAUGGCACAUUUGAAAUGAGAAGGAUAAUGCAAAGUGAUUUAGCGUGAGUUUUCUGCCGGAGGUGGGUGAUGCAGUUGGUUUGUGUUAUUGAGGGAGGGGUUUUUUUACAAUGUAAUCUUUUUGGUGCUUUAACAUUCAGUGUGUGGGUGUCUCCAGUCCCAGUCCGAUCAAUGACAGGCUUCCUGGACAAGUCUGCUCUAUUUUACUCAUUACCAUGCUUGGUGGUAUCUCCACAGGAUAUAAAUUCAGUGGAUUUUAUUCCUCAGUAUAGUGAUGUAAUUACAGAAUGCUGGAGGCCGCACUUUAACCUCAUUUGAUGUCUUGAGCCAUUGCCUGCAGCUUCUCUGUCAGUGUUUGACCCCAAGUGAAGUGCUGAACACUCCCGUCAGUAACAGCGAUAGCCAAGGUCCUUACUUGAAAUCCAAUCUCUGUGGAACAUCUUCUGACCAGUUCUUGAUUUUUCUUGUGGGAAAGUUGAUAGUUCUCUGGAGGGGGAGAAUGCCCAUGCUUUUGAAUAACGUGCACUUGUAAUUUCUGAAUCUGUCAACAGCCUGUAAAACUUGGAGUUGUUCAGAUGAAACUUGCCGUGUUGUUCCCUUGAAGGAUCAGUGCAGGCAGAACAUAACUGCCUUAGUAACUUGCUGCAAGAUUAGUGACUUGAAUCGAACAAUUUGGUACUUACACAAGGGCUAUAAACAAUGACCUACAACAAAUCUUAUUCUUGACUGUAACUUUCUGCACUUUCAAGGCAAUUCUUAUCAUUUUAUUAUUUUCCUUAAAAUCAGCAAUUCUUGAUUUUUGAAGAAUUCCUUCAAUUUUUGUUGAAUAUUUGCCCUUUGCAAAUCAAUGUUACAACAAAGUAAAAUUGAAGAGGUAUUGUAGAAUUUCUGAAAUUUACAAAUCAAAAUUCCUACGUGCGUUUACAACCCCCUGUCAACAUUUAGAAAAAUCUUCAUAUCAAAGCAAGAUGAAUGUCUGGAUAGUUCAGCAAAGUCACACUGAAGCUUGGGGAGUUUUCAGGACCCAGUUGUAAAGGGGGCUUCGUUCUAUAAUCCUGAUCCCACUUUGGGCAAAAUCCUUCAAAUUUUGUUUUCAAAUGUUCAAUUAACCUCCAGCCUCCGUUACUUUUUGGGAGAGAAUUCCAGAUUUUCCAUUCCACAGUUUGUGUGAAAAGGUGCUUUCUGGUAACAUCCUGAAUUUGAAUCAUAGUCAAAUCAUGAACCAUUCCAGAGAAACGGUAUUGCUUCAGCAAUAUAGUAAACUUUAAUGCGAAAGCAUUGAAUGUCAGAAUGUUGGAACAUUCACUGGGUUUUCACAUGUUAAUGUUCCAGAGCCCUUACUUGAUUCCAGUUUGGAUCAUUCUGGAAUCUGCAUUCUUUUGAGCCUCCAUAACUGAACAUCUGCAUGAAACAGCACAGAGCCCCUUUCUGAAUGAACUCUGGCAAGUGCAGAUUAUUCUGAAAUGUAACUGCCCUCACCCGCCACCUUCUUCCCAUUUAUCAACUGCCUUUAGCAGUGACAUACUUCAGAUUUUGUUCUCAAUUUCUUCCCUGUGGGUAGCCCUGGUCCUUAACCACUGACUUGUUAAGAUUCUGUCUCCAAUCCUCGUUCUCUCUCCCAUCCCCAUAACAGGAAUGCAAGGUCAAGACUGAACUCAGUCCUGGAACAUUCUGUGUUUCAUGCAUCCUGCAUGUUUAUUUGCAGUUUUAGUGCAAAGGUAUACUGUAUUUUAGGAAGGAAGACUGCAUAUAAAUCUGACCCAGUUGGAGUUUUGUAGCUGUUAUGUUGCUCCUUUGUUAAGUUAAUGAAAUGUUCCUUUGGAGCUGGAGUUUGCCGGCUAUACUGCAUAGCAGGAAUGCAGCAAAUGUAUAGACAGUAGGUCCUCUGCGUCAGGUGGAAAAGUCAAAGACAACGUUUAAGCCUGUAAAGAUUUGUAAUUUUUUAAAAAUUAAGAGUAGUAAUAAAU